GACGUGAAAGUAUGAUUAUGUGUAUUCAACGCUACAGUAAAUCAUAUUUAUUCGUUUAUUAAUUGCUUUGUUGAACACCAUCAUUGUGGUUGAUCAAUGAACUUGCUUGAGAUCAUUUUGCCAAUAGCCAUUGAUAUAAAUCUAUUUGUGUUUGUAUUCAUUCCAAUCAGAUUUCACACAAUAUUUAUCCAUCUGUGAACCAUUAGAACGAAAAAAAGUCAAUUAUUAGUAAUAAAAAAUCAUUUGAUAAAAUAAAGUCGUGAUGUUAGUAGAACGAAAAUUUUAUUUUCCCAGUUUGUUACAGUGUUUAUUGAUUAUCUGUGUUCUAUUAAUUCGAUUCGAAAAAUGCUCAACUAAACCUUUAUCUUCAAAAAUGUGGGAUUUGGAGCUUGGUUCACCAAAUCUUGGAAUCUCAAACACUUACACACCCCAUCGAUCACGACGAGCAGCAAAAUGGUCUACAACACAUAUUAAAUGGAGUUUCAACGAAACGGGAUUUGAAUUUGUCCGAACGAAAGAUGUGAAUGUUGAGAAUGUAAUGCAAAUUUUUAGUGCCGCUUUCAAAGUAUGGGAAACAUAUACAUGCUUAACAUUUCGUCAUGUGAAUAAUCUUAUUGAUGCUGACAUAGAGAUCAAGUUUGAAAGAGGCAACCAUGGUGAUGGAUAUAACUUCGAUGGAAGUGGAACGAAUGUGGAUGGGCAAAGCUACACAAAUGUGGUGGCGCAUGCAUUUUAUCCCGGUUACGGAAGAGGUGGUGAUAUACACUUUGACGUAGAUGAGAAAUGGGACUUUACAAUUUACAACGGACAUUAUAAAAUCAAAGAUGGGAUGAAGAAUCUCAAAACGGUUGCCGUGCAUGAGAUUGGUCAUUCGAUAGGAUUACCCGAUACAAAAGUCAUAGACUCGGUUAUGUUUGCUGCUUACUCCCAUCCUUGUCGACUGGAGCAGCUUUAUAAAUAUGAUGUUGAAAAUAUUCAAUGGUUGUAUGGUUGUGCAAUGAAGAAAACUCCACAGCCAAAAUGCCCAAAAGAAACAGUCGACUAUGGAACACCGGAAAAAACACUUGAUGUUUGCGAUAUCAAAUAUGAUUCCAUCAUGAUAUUUCGAGGAGAAAUUUUCAUUUUCAAAGAUCAAUAUUUUUGGCGUGUAAAUGACAACGGAAAAGUGAUAGACCAAGGUGCACCCAAGAUCGAUGGAAUGUUCAAUGGGUUACCAGCCAAUUUGACAAGUGUAGAUGCCGUGUACGAAAGAAACUUUGGCACAAAAUCCAGUGGUAUUACAAUUUUUAUAGGUAAAUAUGUUAUACACAUUCUAUGAUGAUGGAAUGCACUAACAAAAAUCGUAUUUUCCACCACAAAGGCGAAACGUGUUACCAUUAUAAUUCAAACAACCAGUUGACUCAUACUUCCAACUUGUCGCAAAUGG
This is a messenger RNA of Sitodiplosis mosellana (orange wheat blossom midge), 1426 nucleotides long. Its product is annotated as matrix metalloproteinase-2-like. Lineage: Eukaryota; Metazoa; Arthropoda; Insecta; Diptera; Cecidomyiidae. Gene Ontology annotation, cellular component: extracellular matrix. Gene Ontology annotation, molecular function: metalloendopeptidase activity; zinc ion binding. The transcript is spliced from 5 exons. Bases 263 to 1318 code for a protein of 351 amino acids. The record is from RefSeq and is a predicted model, not a curated record. Gene Ontology annotation, biological process: collagen catabolic process; extracellular matrix organization; proteolysis.